This is a messenger RNA of Spathaspora passalidarum NRRL Y-27907, 1272 nucleotides long. It is a transcript of the gene SLY41, whose product is annotated as Sly41p. The transcript has a single exon. The record is from RefSeq and is a predicted model, not a curated record. Gene Ontology annotation, cellular component: endoplasmic reticulum; Golgi apparatus. NCBI's taxonomy places the organism in Eukaryota, Fungi, Ascomycota, Pichiomycetes, Serinales, Debaryomycetaceae. Bases 1 to 1272 code for a protein of 423 amino acids. Gene Ontology annotation, molecular function: antiporter activity; phosphoenolpyruvate transmembrane transporter activity. Gene Ontology annotation, biological process: phosphoenolpyruvate transmembrane import into Golgi lumen.
AUGAAGCAAUCGUUCUAUGCUUCCUCCCAAAUCAACCCAAACUUCUCAUCAACCAACUUGUCCAAAAUUAAUUCUCCUGCUCCCAAUCGUACUAGUAGUUAUGGCCCCACCCCUCCUUUAUCAAGAAACUCCAGCAUAGCUUCGUUCCAGCAGCAACUGUCCCCCAAGAGAGGAUUCUCUCUUUUGAGUCCCCCAGUUUCAAAACCUUCAUCUCCAGAACCAGUAAGAGGCACCGCCAAUACCACCACAACCACCCCAUCGAAAUGGUCAUGGCUACCUCCUAUCGACUAUAAAGUAACAGCCCUCUGUGUAGCAUGGUACUUUACUUCCAUCAUAUCCAGCAACUCCACCAAACUCAUAUUGACAAACUACCCUUAUCCCGUAACAUUAACACAGUUCCAGUUCUUGCUCAAUUCAUGUUUAUGUAUCGUCAUGUUGGCCAUACUAGGAGUCAAGCGCAACUGGGUUGAAAAUUUACCAUCGGGCGUCCUUCCAGAAUCACUCGAUAUCAAAUCUUUAAUCACACCAACUUCCUUAAUCAUAAACACGACCUUACCCAUGGGGUGUUUCCAAUUCAUUGGCCACUUAACCAGUCAUAAAGCAACUUCAUUAAUUCCUGUAUCAUUAGUCCACACCAUAAAAUCAUUAAGUCCAAUCAUGACCGUAUUUAUCUAUCGCGCAUUAUACAACAAGAAAUUCCCCCAGAGAACUUACAUCACUUUACUUCCUUUGAUCAUGGGGAUCAUGAUGACUUGUUAUAAGCCAUCUUCAACCAGCCAUAUCAGCGGUUACAGCACGGGUCUUUUAUUUGCCUUGAUGUCAAUGAUUAUCUUUGUUAGUCAGAACAUGUUUGCCAAAAAGAGAUUGACUAUUGAGCUGGACUUGCCCAUGGCCAAACAAACUCAAAAGAAAGUGGACAAGUUGACUAUUUUGUUUUACUGUUCCAUGAUUGGAUUUGUUUUGACUAGUCCGAUAUACCUCAUGUCGGAAGUAUUUAACCAGUCUGUGUCCUUGUUCCAAUUGGACUCAUACGUCAUCACAAUGGUAUUACUUAACGGAAUCAGCCAUUUCAUUCAAUCAUUACUUGCAUUUCAAAUCUUGGGUAUGAUCAGUCCCAUCAACUAUUCCAUCGCUAACAUCCUCAAGAGAAUCUUCAUCAUAUUAGUUUCAUUUAUUUGGGAAUCUAAACAAUUUACAUCUUUACAAAGCAUCGGAUUGUUAAUCACCUUGUUUGGAUUAUAUGCUUAUGACAGAUGGGGAACUCAGCGCUAG